AUGCGGCGAGCCGUGGCCCUGGAACGCCUGUUUCUGGUCUUGAGACUGCUGCAAACACGGUCGUCCCAAGGCGGCGGUUGGACCACGCUCAAGGACAACUUGCACUACCAGAGAGACGUAGAGGUCAAGGAGCGGCUGGACGACAUCAUUGAGCGGCGUCAGGCCGAGCUUCGAGAGUGGGAAAACAAGGAGAAAGAGUGGGAGCAAAAGGAGCAGGAGUGGCGAGACAAGGAGAAGGAACGUGAGUUGAAGGAGAAAGAACGAGCAGCUGUCUGCCAAAGGAGAGAGGGCCAGCUGCGGGAGGAGCUGGCCGCGGCCGAGUUAUCCCUGCAAGGUUUCCAGAAGGAGUUAGCGAACUGCCAGAACGAGCUGCAAACCAACCGCAUGAAGCUGCUGAGCCAACAGGAGGAGCUGAGCGCUGAGGUGGACACGCUCUCACAGACUCGUGGCGAGCUUUCUCAGACGCGGGAAGAGCUUUCUCAGACGCGGGAAGAGCUUUCGCAGGCUCGGGAAGAGCUGCAUCACACUCAGGAGACCUUGAAGGGUACCGAGCAGACCUUGAAGGGUACCGAGCAGACCUUGAAGGGGACACAAGAGACCUUGAAGGGUACCCAGGAGACGUUGAAGGGUACCAACGAGGCCCUGAAGGGUGUCCAGGAGAAUUUUGAGAAGACCAAGACGGAGUUGUGCGGGCUGAAAGAGCACUACAAGUUUCUGGACGAGGAGUGUGCUCGAGUGAAAAACACCCUCGCGCACAAAGUCAGAACCGAGACCUCCUUACGGAGCGAACUGGGACGUUUGAAGGAGAAGAACGCGGCGUUUCAGAUGGCGCAAAGCCGAGACCGGAAGCAAGACGGGAAGCAGGACCAGGGGCAAGAUCGCGGGCAAGUAUCUCGAGACCCGAGACAAGACCAAGAAGCGGACCAGGUUGCGUUGCAGAGAGGGUUCAAGGCUGAAUUGCACCGUUGCGUUCGAGAGAACUCGAAGGCAUUAUUGUCUUUGCGUGGGCGUAUGCUCGUUCUGCGGCGGACUUUGCGACUGAAGAACUUUUGCAUGUCUGUAUGGCUGCGGGCUCUGUACAAGAGCGACCGGAACCUGUUGGCCUCGCGGCUGCGUGUGCGCGAAGUGUGCGAAACACUCCGACACACACGUCAGACCUUGCUCACAACUCAGAUCCGCUUAGAACAGGCCACCCGUGAGUCCCAAGAUCUCAAAGCGGCUAUCUGGAGCAUCUGGUCCAACGAAACCAACGCUAAUGACCGUAAGAUGAAACGACUGAUGAAGGGUCUCAGCCGCAUCAUAGCCUCCAACUCAACCGGUCCACGCGCUGGUUCAACUCCAGGAGCUGUAUGCUCCUUUGCUGUCGGGCAAAAGUUUCAAAGCCACCACCUUCUGGAAGCCAUCCUCAAUAACUACAGACACCAAACAGUGGCCGUCACGACCUAG
Molecule: messenger RNA, 1446 nt
Organism: Gregarina niphandrodes
Lineage: Eukaryota; Apicomplexa; Conoidasida; Eugregarinorida; Gregarinidae
Exons: 1
Coding region: 1-1446 (481 amino acids)
Source: RefSeq, a predicted model, not a curated record